Molecule: messenger RNA, 1635 nt
Organism: Histoplasma mississippiense
Lineage: Eukaryota; Fungi; Ascomycota; Eurotiomycetes; Onygenales; Ajellomycetaceae
Exons: 3
Coding region: 1-1635 (544 amino acids)
Source: RefSeq, a predicted model, not a curated record
AUGGUCAUGCACAACUUUGAUGAAGCGAGCGGAAUUCAUUUGCAAGGGGAAAAACCGCUGUCCGAGAAAAGCGUAGAACGGUCCUCCAAUGCUUACGAUCAACACCUGUUAUCUAAAAUAGGAAAACCGAGCUCUCCCCCUCGCCUGCCUUCCAGUCUCGGAGGCCUCGGUCAGAGAGAGUUCACGACACUCCCGUUCCACUCAAAAAACCGAAAAGGUCUUUCAAGCUUGUCAAUUGGUGAUGGAUCUUUGAGUCCUUGUGAUCCAGCAUCGCGCUGGACAAGCGGACCUCAAUCUGCUGGAAUAUCGCCUGGGACACGGCCAGGGUGGGCGGAUUAUGUGAGCUAUCGUAGCCCAGGUGUUGAUAGCCCACCUCAUCAGCCGGAUUUCGACCACUUUCGAGAUAGGAAUAUCUCGCCUGGAACGCACCAUACGAAUGAUGAUUCAACCAGCAUGUAUAGUCGAUCAAACAGGGGUAGUUAUGAUCAGAACGUUUUUCCUGAUUCAGAUAUCGAUUUUCCAAUGGAUGAGACAACACAACAUAGGCAGCUAAGCGUUGAUGAUCGAGGGUCAUCUCAGCUGGGAAGCAUGUCUCCGUUGUCUAGGCAGGGUAUGAAACGAAGAGCCUCAUCUCCACCACGAGGAGCCGUUUCAGACGAAUUGCACGCUCUUCACACAACCACCAGCAAUGGCGAUCUGGAACAACGGAGGACAUCUGGGUUUCCUUUCAGUGGUUGUAUAUCACCUGGUGCCCGGUACCAGCCGAGUCAUGGCUCUAUUUCUUCAGUGUCCUCAACAAGCCUGCGAACUGGUUCCUAUGCCUCGUCCACAGGACUCUCUGUUGCGGCUAGCAGCUUGACUAGCUUGUCUUCCUUCGAUCGCCAUUCGCCGGGAGGAAUCUCUCCAACGUCAGAACUUGAAUCCUCUUAUGAAAAAGCCUUUGUGAGCCUGGGUGUACGUAAAUCGCUCUCAGGUCUUACAUCUUCACGAACCCCUCAUCACCGCGAUCAAGUCGAAGUGAAAAGUGCUCCGCCCAUCCGCAACAUGUCACUCCCGAAUAACCUGAGUGUAUCCAAAACCGCUCCACCUCGGAUAAAUCGUCUUCACAUCUGCGAAUGCUGUCCAAAGAAACCGAAGAAGUUCGAGACCUCGGAGGAAUUACUGGCUCAUGAAAUGGAGAAACAAUAUACUUGCCAGUUUUGCAACAAGCGCUUCAAAAACAAAAAUGAGGCUGAGCGACAUCAGAAUUCCCUUCACCUGCGACGACAUUCAUGGUCCUGCGCCGCAUUGUCCGGUGUAGAAGCCGCUUUCCACCCAUCUGCUUCUCCAACUUGCCAAUCCCCUACCGGGCCUUCCCAUGACACAUGUGGGUAUUGUGGGGAUGAAUUCGCCAACUUCCCACAACCAGACUGGGAUAGGCGAAUCGAUCAUUUGAUUAGUGUGCACAAAUUUGGAGAAUGCAACCAGGCCAAGAAAUUCUAUCGAGCAGAUCAUUUUAGACAGCAUCUGAAGCACAGUCAUGCGGGUGCGAGCGGAAAAUGGACAAACAUCUUGGAAAAUGCAUGUAUGAAGGAGGAAUCGUCAACAGAGGGUGGGCUUUGCCAGCAUUGGAGAGCACGGUGGUCGGAACCCUGA